UCUCUCACUCUCUCUGACAUUCUCUGCUCCUGACGGAGAGGAUGUGAGCAGAGGGGCUGUUCGCACACUGGCCCAGAGGAUAUGGACGCUCCUCUAAAAAAUGCUGAAAGACUACCUUCACAUUGCUCCCUUCCUUGCAGCUGCUUUGUCCGGCGGUGCUUCGCAUACUUAAAAGCCUGAACAGCCCUAUUGAUUUUUGAUUGUUUGCUUUUCACUCUCUCUCUCUGACAUUCUCUGCUCCUGACGCGCACUCCUUUGAAGAGGAAGAUAUGUUUGCAUUCUUUUAAUUGUGAGACGGAACUGUCAUCUCUGUCUUGUCAUGGAGCACAGUUUAAACUUUUGACUAAAGGGUUGCUUCUCAAAUAGUGGGGCGUGCCCCCAGGGGGGGCGCGUGGCUCCGUCAAGGGGGGCGCGUUUGACCUCGGGGAAAAUGCUUUUUUAUUUUUCUGUUUUGAUUUUUUUUUACUGUUCUAGAAUAAAGUGCAAUACCACUCCACUACAUUAAGGGGCAGUGGCGCUCUCAUUGGCAGAGUGUGCGCAGGGAGCAUUCGCUCGGUGGUGUAGGGGUUUUGUUUGCACUGAGCAUGCGCGCUUUGCACACAGUACAAAGUAUGAGUAUGAAGUGUAGACACGAAGUGUAGCAGACCCUCAAGUGAUAUCAUGAAAAAAUUUUUAACAGGGAUGAGAAGACAGGCGGAGAAAGAAGAAGAUAAAGAGACAAACGAAAGUCUCCCGAAAGCUAAGACGAGGAAAUAUGACGAAGCGUAUGUAGCGCUUGGCUUCACUGUGACUACGGUGGGAGACGAGGAAAGACCGGUGUGCUUACUGUGUCUAAAAAUGUUGGCAGCGGACAGCAUGAAGCCAAAUAAAUUAAGGCGUCACUUAAAGACAUUACACCCUAAUCACGCUGAUAAGCCGCUUGAGUUUUUUCAGCGAAAACGUGUUGAAUAUUGCCAGCAAUCAUCCCGCUUUCUGACUGCUACUUCAGUAAACCAGCGAGCGUUGUUGGCAUCAUAUAAGGUGGCGUACCAAAUUGCUCAGUGCAAAAAACCCCACACCAUAGCAGAAGAGCUGAUACUGCCUGCAGUAUUAGACAUGGUCUCUGUCAUGCUGGAUGACGCAAGUGCUGCAAAAAUAAAAACUAUCCCUCUGUCAAAUGACACUGUUGCUAGACGUAUAAAUGACAUUGCUGACGAUCUUAAAGAACAGCUGGUAGAAAAACUCAAAGAUAAACGUUUUGCCUUACAAUUUGAUGAAGCAAUUGACAGCAACAAAGACUGUUUGUUUAUUGCUUAUGUACGUUUUGAAAUGACAAAUUCCCUGUGUGAGGAUCUACUUUUUUGUAAAUAUGUCAGAGACAGAGCCACAGCCGAAGAGCUAUUCAAAAUGCUAGACUGCUUCCUGACUGAGAAUGGGCUAAAGUGGGAUAACUGCAUUGGUGUUUGCAGUGAUGGUGCACAGACCAUGGCAGGGAUGAGAAAAGGACUUCGGACUCUCAUAAAGAAGGCUUCACCUAAUGCUGAGUGGACACACUGGAUUUUACAUAGAGAGGCACUGGCAUCAAGGCACCUUUCCUCUGAAUUAAGUGAGGUUAUGACUGACAUUGUAGGAGUAGUCAAUUUAAUAAAGACCAGACCACUAAAAACAAGAGUUUUCUCUGCUAUCUGUGAGGAGAUGGGAGCUGAACAUCAAGCUGUGCUGUUUCACAGUGAAGCAAGGUGGCUGUCACGAGGAAAAGUGUUAUCCCGAGUUUUUGAGCUCAGAGAAGAGAUAAGAAUGUUUUUUGGAGCAGGAGCACAAGUAUGA
Molecule: messenger RNA, 1806 nt
Organism: Erpetoichthys calabaricus (reedfish)
Lineage: Eukaryota; Metazoa; Chordata; Cladistia; Polypteriformes; Polypteridae
Product: SCAN domain-containing protein 3-like
Exons: 2
Coding region: 661-1806 (381 amino acids)
Source: RefSeq, a predicted model, not a curated record